CCCUGGCGCACACAUGCUGUGUCGGCUGGGAGGUCGGCGGCUGCGGCCGCUGCCGGGCCUGCAGCUCGGGGUCCGGGGCCCGCAGUUUGCGACGGCCCCUACUGGCCGUGUCAAGCGUGCCGCUCUGCCAGUGUGGGGGGUGGCCUCAGUGUCCACGGUUAGCCCAGGAGGCGCGGGCGGCUGGUACGAGGCCCUGGCCACUUCGGCGCCCGUGCAGGGCGCGGAGGAGCUGCUGCUCGGCGCGCACAGCGCCGUGGGCCUGCCCUGGUGGGGCAGCAUCCUUCUCACCACCGUGGCCCUGCGCGGCGCCGUCACGCUGCCCCUAGCGGCCUACCAGCACUAUAUCCUGGCCAAGGUGGAAAAUUUGCAACCAGAAAUAAAAAGCAUUGCACGGCAUCUUAACCAAGAAGUUGCAGUUCGUGCAAAUCAUUUGGGGUGGUCCAAAAGAGUUGCCAGGCUCACUUAUCUAAAGAAUAUGCGAAGGCUUGUUUCUGAGCUGUAUGUUCGGGAUAAUUGCCACCCUUUCAAAGCCACAGUUUUGGUCUGGAUUCAGCUUCCUAUGUGGAUCUUCAUGUCUGUUGCUCUCCGGAAUUUUAGCACAGGAGCAACGCACUCAGAAGCAGGUUUUUCUGUUCAGGAGCAGUUAGCUGCUGGUGGGGUCCUGUGGUUUCCUGAUCUCACUGCACUGGAUUCCACUUGGAUUCUGCCUGUCUCUGUUGGUGUCAUCAACUUAUUAAUAGUAGAGAUUUUUGCCCUACAAAAAAUGGGAAUGUCUCGCUUUCAGGUGUAUGUUACGUACUUUGUUCGGGCAGUAUCGGUGCUGAUGGUUCCGAUUGCUGCGACAGUGCCUUCGUCGAUUGUUCUCUAUUGGCUAUGCUCCAGCCUCAUGGGCCUUUCACAGAACUUGCUGCUGCGUUCUCCUAGGUUUCGCCAACUUUGCCGAAUACCAUCGACCAAGAGAGAUUCAGACACUCCUUAUAAGGAUCUAUUUGCUGCCUUUUAUGCCAAGUUCAAUUCAAGAAAAUGACAUACUUUUGGCAAUUUUGAAACAGUUACAAGUGUCACUACCACCUUAAUAUACUCAGAAGACUUAUUCAUAUAUGAUUUAAUUUGCCUUUAUUUAAAAUCAUGAAUUCUGUGAAGUACUUUGGGCUAAACUAUAAUCCAGUUAUAUUUGAUAAUACUUAAAAUCCUUUUUUAAUUUUUUAAAUUUAU
Molossus molossus (Pallas's mastiff bat) is the source of this 1215-nucleotide messenger RNA. Its product is annotated as cytochrome c oxidase assembly protein COX18, mitochondrial. Gene Ontology annotation, biological process: mitochondrial respiratory chain complex IV assembly; protein insertion into mitochondrial inner membrane from matrix. Gene Ontology annotation, molecular function: membrane insertase activity. Lineage: Eukaryota; Metazoa; Chordata; Mammalia; Chiroptera; Molossidae. Gene Ontology annotation, cellular component: mitochondrial inner membrane. Bases 14 to 1027 code for a protein of 337 amino acids. The transcript has 6 exons. The record is from RefSeq and is a predicted model, not a curated record.